AUGGCAGAGACGCUUACCGCACAGCCCGCACCGCUGGGGUUUGACCCCCAGGAGUUGAUGGUGAAGUACACGCAGGAACGAGCGAAGCGACUACGACAGGAUGGCAUGGACCAGUAUCAGGAGCUCAAAGGCGCAUUCAAUCGGCUGGACCAAGACACUUUCGCUUCGACCUCUAGCAGGCGCGAGCCGCUCAACAAAGAUGUCACAGUGCUGAUCAUCGGCGGAGGUUAUGGGGGACUGUUGGCUGCGGCAAACCUUGCGAAGAAGGGCAUCAGCGAUGUCAUGAUCGUGGAAAAGGGCGCGGGAUUCGGGGGGACGUGGUACUGGAACCAAUAUCCCGGUGCCCGAUGCGACGUGGAGUCGUACGUCUACUUGCCGCUGCUGGAAGAGCUCGGAUACACGCCGAAGGAGAAGUAUGUGGCGGGCCCGGAUAUUCUCCAGCAUGUGGAGCUGAUCGCGAAGAAGUAUCAGCUCAAGGGAAAGGCGUUGUUCCAGACCAUAGUCCGCAGCACGACUUGGAAUGAUGCAGAGAACCACUGGAAUAUAAAGACCGAUCAUGGCGAUGACUUGAGGGCCAGAUAUGUCGUCGCGGCGACUGGGAUCUUGCAUAAGCCUAAGUUACCUGGAGUGCCGGGAAUCGAAACGUUCAAGGGCGAAUCGUUCCACACGACGCAUUGGAACUAUGACGUUACCGGCCGUUCUCUCGAGAAGCUUGCAAACAUGAGAGUUGCAAAUAUCGGCACGGGAGCGACGUCAAUUCAGACCAUCCCGAUACUGGGAGAGAAAGCCAAGCAGUUGUACGUGUUCCAGCGGACACCUGCCUCAGUCAAUGUCCGCAACAACCGACCGACUCCACCUGACUUUGAAUCUUCAUGCACGCCUGGAUGGCAGCAGGACAGGAUGAAGAACUUCAACGCCAUCAUUACCGGACUCCCCUUCGAGAAAGAUCUCGUGGAUGAUGGCUGGACCGACAACAAGGCGAUGUCAUUCCUCAGCGCCGAAGAAAAGAGAGAUCCGGCCACGGUUGGCCAAGUCAUGAUGGUCUCGGACAUGGCCAAAAUGGAACGGAUCCGCGCUCGCGUGGAUGAACUCGUCGAGGACAAAGAAACGGCCGAGAAGCUGAAGCCAUGGUACAGUUCCAUGUGCAAACGACCAUGCUUCCACGAUGAGUACUUGCAGAUGUUCAAUCGUCCGAACGUAACGUUAGUGGACACGGACGGGAAAGGCGUGGAGCGCAUCACUGAAAACGGCAUCAUCGCCAACGGUGUCGAAUAUCCCGUCGACCUCAUCGUUUAUGCCUCGGGAUUUUACAUCAGCGGCGGCCAAAUCAGCCAGACGAGCGGGGUCGAAAUCGUCGGUCGCAGCGGGGUCCCUCUCGCCCAACAAUGGGACGAAGUCGGCGCGAAGACCCUCUUCGGGGUCCACAUCCCCGAUUUCCCCAACUUCUUCACGGUCAACACCACCCAGGCCGGCGUGGCGGCGAACUUCAUGUGGACGCUCGCCACGGCCGGGCGGCAGAUCGGCUACGUGGUGUCCGAGUGCGAGAAGCGCGGCAUCCGCGUGGCCGAGGCGGACGAAGCGGCGGCGGCGCGGUGGACAGAGGCGAUCGUGGCGUCCAGUAAGCCGAUGUUUCAGUUCUUCACGACUUGCACGCCGAGUUACUACAACGGGGAGCAGAAGAUGACGAAGCAUAUGGAGAAGUUGGGGACAUAUGGGGCGGGGGCGAAUGCGUGGGGUCAACUCCUGGAGGACUGGCGAGCGAAGGAUGAUUUGGAAGGGUUGAAGAUUAUUAAGAAGACAGACACGGAGACAGAUGCUGAGGCUUGA
Messenger RNA from Eremomyces bilateralis CBS 781.70, 1827 nucleotides. Its product is annotated as FAD/NAD(P)-binding domain-containing protein. The transcript has a single exon. Bases 1 to 1827 code for a protein of 608 amino acids. The record is from RefSeq and is a predicted model, not a curated record. NCBI's taxonomy places the organism in Eukaryota, Fungi, Ascomycota, Dothideomycetes, Eremomycetales, Eremomycetaceae.